Messenger RNA from Scylla paramamosain (green mud crab), 7972 nucleotides. RefSeq names its product piggyBac transposable element-derived protein 3-like. NCBI's taxonomy places the organism in Eukaryota, Metazoa, Arthropoda, Malacostraca, Decapoda, Portunidae. The coding region runs from base 5245 to 6783 and encodes 512 amino acids. The transcript is spliced from 7 exons. The record is from RefSeq and is a predicted model, not a curated record.
UGACCACCAUGACCACCACCACCACCAUGACCACCGCCACCACGACCACCACCACCACCACCACCACCACCACCACCACCACAGCACUCAGCGUGGCACAGAAGGAACAGAGCCAGGCGGAAAACAAGGACUAAGAUCCACUGCCACUUCCAAAUAAGGCUACCACCACCAUGACCACCAUGACCACCACCACCACCAUGACCACCGCCACCACCACCACCACCACCACCACCACCACCACCACCACCACCACAGCACUCAGCGUGGCACAGAAGGAACAGAGCCAGGCGGAAAACAAGGACUAAGAUCCACUGCCACUUCCAAAUAAGGCUAUCACCACCAUGACCACCAUGACCACCACCACCACCAUGACCACCGCCACCACCACCACCACCACCACCACCACCACCACCACCACCACCACCACCACCACCACAGCACUCAGCGUGGCACAGAAGGAACAGAGCCAGGCGGAAAACAAGGACUAAGAUCCACUGCCACUUCCAAAUAAGGCUACCACCACCAUGACCACCAUGACCACCACCACCACCAUGACCACCGCCACCACCACCACCACCACCACCACCACCACCACCACCACCACCACCACCACAGCACUCAGCGUGGCACAGAAGGAACAGAGCCAGGCGGAAAACAAGGACUAAGAUCCACUGCCACUUCCAAAUAAGGCUACCACCACCAUGACCACCAUGACCACCACCACCACCAUGACCACCGCCACCACCACCACCACCACCACCACCACCACCACCACCACAGCACUCAGCGUGGCACAGAAGGAACAGAGCCAGGCGGAAAACAAGGACUAAGAUCCACUGCCACUUCCAAAUAAGGGCAUUAUUGAGAAGUAUGGCCUGGCACUGCAAUCAUCAGGGUUCUUUGCUGGGUAUGACAUCAACAUCAACGCAGGCAUUGCCAAUUCUGUGUCGUCGCAGGCCCUCAAAUUUGUGGCCUCUCUCCUGCCAAAUACUGUGGCUUAUUUUGAUGAGGAGAAGGUGAAAGAGCGUCCCAUCACAGACACCUUCUAUGCUCCCUUUGACCUUUACAAGCCCAUUAGAGGUGGUAAGUACUUGUUAAUAUAUUUUGGUGAUAGAGAAAAGCAGGUAGACAAAAUUACAAGUAUUCAAAAUUUUUUCCUUUUUCCUUAUCUUCUAUUACUUCCUCCUCAUUGUGCCAAUUUGUUUCCUUACCUCUGCAAGUAUUGAUUAUUGUGUCUAUCUAUCCACCUGUCUGCCUGCUUGUCUAUCUGCCUGCCUGUCUACGGUCAGCGACACACACAAUCGGACCUCCUGCCGAGACACGAGCAAGAAAGUUUCCUCAUUGGCUGACGAAAUGCCCCUGGUUGUAAAGUAUGGCUGUCAUUGGCUGGAGGUCUGAUGGUGGUUGUUGAUGGCUGUAUUUGUGGUGAUGGUGAUCUAUUAUUAUUAUGUCUGUUUUGUUAUAUGUUGUGUUUAUGCAAAAUGUUUUGUGUGUUUUUGAGAAUGUGUCCUGGAAAUUUUUGGUUACAAGGAAAUGCAUAUUGAUAUACAAUGUCUCUCUCUCUCUCUCUCUCUCUCUCUCUCUCUCUCUCUCUCUCUCUCUCUCUCUCUCUCUCUCUCUCUCUCUCUCUCUCUCUCUCUCUCACAAAAAGCUGACAAUAUUAAUUUGGAAUUUUGUUAAGGGAGGAGGGUGAAGGAAAGGCUCUUUUACCUUGGACUUGGAUUCACUUGCUGUGAUAGCGAAAAUGGCCCUAAACCAAAAUGUGUUGUUUGUGGCUUGGAGUUAUCAAAUGAAUGUAUGACUCCACAGAAAAUGAAGAGACAUUUAUCAACUAAGCAUCGUCACCUGACACAGAAACCUAUAUAUUACUUUAAGAGACUCUUGAAAGAAAACAAACAACAAAGUCUUGGGUUUGAGAAAAAAGUGAAGGUAGCAGAAAAGGCACAGAAAGCAAGCUACUUAGUAGCAGAACAAUCAGUAAAAGAAAUGAAACCCCAUUCAAUUGCAGAAUCCUAUUUUCUUCCAGCUUGCUGUUCUGUAGUGAAAACUUUGUUUGGGGACGAGGCUGAAAAAGAAGUGAAAAAAAUUCCUCUCUCAAACGAUACGAUUGGCAGACGAAUGAAGGAUAUGUCAUCUGACAUUGAGAAAAGUGUGUGCGAACUGGUGAAAGAUAAAACGUUUGCCUUACAAGCGGACGAAUCAACAGAUAUUGGAGGGAAACCUCAGUUACUUGUGUUGAUGCGUUUCAUUGAUGAUAAGAAAAUAACCGAGCAAUUCUUGUGCUGCAAAGAACUAAGUCAAACAACAGGACAGGAAAUAUUUUCUACAGUGACAGAAUAUUUGGUAGAAAUGGACUUAAAUGGAAAUUAUGUGUAGGAAUUUGCACAGAUGGUUGUCCAUCAAUGGUGGGGUCAGUAAAGGGUUUUGUGUCUUUAGUGAAGAAGGAAAAUCCAUUUCUGAUUACCACACAUUGUUUCUUGCACCGUGAAGCUCUUGUUGCUAAACCACUUGGACAAGAUUUAAGAUUUGUUCUUGAUAAUGUCGUGAAAAUGGUGAACUUUAUUCAAAGUAGACCAAAGCAGUCAAGAUUAUUUUCCAGUCUUUGCGAAGAAAUGGGAUCUGCCCACGAAGGUCUUCUCCUCCACACGGAAGUUCGGUCAUUGUCAAGAGGCAGAGCGUUAUCCCGUGUGCAUGAACUAAGAGAGGAAAUUCUUCUUUUCUUUGCUCUGGAAGAGAAAACAGAAUUCUGCGAAUUACUGGCCGACGAAAUUUGGAAUGCAAAAUUAUGUUAUUUGGCAGAUAUAUUUGAGCAUUUGAACAAGGUGAAUUUAAGUAUGCAAGGGAGAAAUGAAAAUAUGUUAACAUGCACUGAUAAAAUGCAGUCAAUGAAAGAAAAAAUCAAGGUUUGGAAAGACAGGUCAAGUGAAGGUAAUAUUGACAUGUUUCAAAAGACUGCUGCAGCAAACAACACAGACAUUGUUCCACUCAUUACAGACCACCUUACAAGUCUAGAAAGGAGCAUUGAAAAAUACUUUUCAAAUAUAUCUACUGAAAGUUAUGAUUGGCUGAGAAAUCCAUUCGUGCUCGAUCCCUUACACAAGCCUCAACUUAGCACUCACGAAGAAGAGGAACUAAUUGAUAUCCGAAAUGACCGCAUGCGGCCCGCCACACUACUACGUGCGGCCCGCGGCACGUCUCAUAUUUCAGUCUUACAGUUGGUCUUUUUACAGGAAUGAUUAAGCCAGCCAGCCCUUUGCAUUUUAAAGUCAUUAUAUAAAGAUAUAAAGAUACUAUUAUAUUUUUUGGGCGGUGACGUUCCUCUGUGGUAUAGUAACUCCCAACCUCGUCAAGUGUGUGUGUGUGUGUGUGUGUGUGUCCGGCUCGCCGCCACCCGCCAACAUUCUCUCUCUCUCUCUCUCUCUCUCUCUCUCUCUCUCUCUCUCUCUGUGUGUGUGUGUGUGUGUGUGUGUGUUAUUGUUAAAAGUAUUUUUCUUAAUUAAAGUAAGUGAUUGCAAACACAAUGUCACCAGCAGGAACUUUACCAUCUGCUUCAAGUUUUCUAUCGUGUUUUGUAGUGAACGAAUUAUUCUCAUAUAUUUUUACGUAAAUCAUGUGACCAUUUCGUCUCGCGGACUGCGUUCCAAAGCCAGUGACUACAGGUGACGAGAAUACACGUAGUCGUACGGGCCCUGCUCCGUAAUAUACACGUGUUAGACGUGACCAUAACUCGUCAUUCCUCCGUCUCACCGAGAAUCGGCCUCCGACUCGAGUCCUGCUUUGUCCUUCGAGAGCGUCACAGCGUCAGAUUUUGGCGCGACUCUUACUGCACAUCAUCUCAUCAUGAUUUCCAAGAAGCGAACAGUUACUGAAGAACAUCGUGUGAUGCAGGAAAAGUGGAAAAUAUCUUUAUUUUUUGCUGAAGUGAAUGGAAAACCAACUUGUUUGAUUUGCAACCAAAUUAUAGCGGUGUCAAAAGAAUAUAACAUUCGGCGACAUUACACAAGCACUCAUGCUUCAAAGUAUGAUGUGUAUAGUGGAAAACUUUGCGAAGAAAAAGUAAAGACGCUAGAACAGUCUCUCAAAAGGCAGCAGUCAGUGUAUCAGCGUGUUCACGAAGCCAGCGACACUGCAGUACGGGCAAGUUAUAGGAUUGCACGGGAAAUAGCUGCGUCAUCGAAACCAUUUUCAGAAGGGGACUUUAUAAAGAAAUGCACGACGACGGCCGCAGAAGAUAUUUGCCCUGAAAAACGUAGAUCAUUUGCAAACAUAAGCCUUUCAAGAAAUACAGUUGCAGAAAGAGUAAAUGAACUGUCAGAAAAUCUUAAUAGUCAGCUCAAAGAAAAAGUUGCUAAAUUUGUAGCAUUUUCUGUAGCAAUCGAUGAAAGUACAGACAUUACUGACAUAGCUCAACUAGCAGCAGUGUUCAUACGUGGUGUUGAUGAAAAUAUGCAGGUAAGUGAAGAAUUUGUGGAAUUAGUACCAAUGAAAGGAACAACAACAGGGGAUGAUAUAUUUGUGAGUUUGACUGGUGCACUUGAUAGGAUAGGUGUUGACUGGAAGAAAACUGUGAGUCUGACAACAGAUGGAGCAUCUCAAAUGGUUGGUAGAAAGGCUGGCGUGACAGCAAAGUUAAAGGAAAAACUACUCACCCUGAAUUCAGACCAUCAAAUUCACAGUGUUGAUUGCAUAAUUGACAGGGAUUAAUUAUUAAUUAUUGUAUUGUUAGAAAUACUGAUUGAAAAGGAAGGAAAAAAAACUCAUUAAUGUACCACCGGUGGUACAUGUGGCGGUUACUGAAGGUACGAAAUGUACCAUCGGUGGUACAUACGGCGGUAAACGUGUUAAUCUAACCUAACCCAACCCAACCGCUUAACCCUAUAAGGACCAUUGGAACAAUUAUGAACCACUUCAAAAGCGUGCUUUUCCUUGGAUGAAAUUCCCUCGUAGAGGCGUGUCCGUCCGGCGGUACAUUUUUGCACCACAUCAGAAAACAUCACUCACACGAUAUGUGGAAAAAAAGCUCUUGUUUCUGUGUAACAGCAGUUGACUCGUGACCACCAGAGGGGGAGGACGUAGUGACUGAUCCUCCGUUUUCAACGAUUUUUUUGGACGACUCAUAGGUAAGCCAGGUCACUACAAAAAUUAUGAUAUAUCCCAUAUAUUCAGUAGAAUGUGUUUAUAAUGUUGGCCUGACUUUGGAUUAUAUUACUGUAAUGUAAAAAGGUGUUUUUAAAUGGUUCAAAAAUGUACCAGUGGGUCAUUCUGUUUCCUCAGAUAUGGACACGUCACAGUUCUAUGGAGGCAGGUUUAAAGUUGAUUGUGACACAAAGCAAUUUGUAUGCAACACAACAAAAUGUAAACAAGCCUCUGAAGCUGGAUAAAGAUGAGUUGGAACAAUUUCUAGGGACUGUCUUUCUUAUGUCCUUGUUCAAAAUAUCUAACACUAGGCUUUAUUGGAGUGGGGUGCUGGAAUUCGAUUCCGUAUCCAAAGUUUUCAGUAGAAGGCGAUGGGAAGAAAUAAAAAGCUCUCUACAUUUCAAUGACAACACUCAGGCACCUGACAGGACUGGUCCCAAUGCUGACAGGCUUUUCAAGGUUCGCCCAGUACUUGACCAUUUGCAAUCAAAAUUUCGCAGCAUCCCAAUGCAACAAAUGUGCUGCAUUGAUGAAAUGAUUGUUCCCUUGAAAGGAAAUUCUUACCUAAAGCAGUACAUCCCAUCCAAACCACACAAAUGGGGUUUCAAGGUAUUUGCUUUGUGUGAUACCUCUGGGAUCUUGAAUGACUUGCAUGUUUAUGAUGGGCCCCUAAAGCCAGUCCAAGGUGAACCGGAUCUGGGUCCAUCAUCCAAUAUAGUUCUGCAGUUGGCGCGCACAAUCCCAGUAAAUGCAAACCAUUUGUUAUACCAUGACAAUUGGUUCACAUCUCCUAAACUAAUGGCUCAUUUAGCAACGAAGCAGAUCUACUCUCUGGGUACUGUGAGACAAAACAGACUGAAAGGGAUAGGAAAUGUUCUGCCUACAGAUAAGGAAAUGUUGAAAAAGCAAAGGGGGUCUCAUGUAGAGGUAAGCACAACUUACGAUGGAGUAGAGUUACGUGCAAUGAAAUGGGUAGACAAUCGUUGUGUGACUCUCCUCACAAGCUUUUCAUCUGCUCAACCUUUGGGAACAUGUAAGAGGUAUGACAAGAAAAGGAAGGAGAUUGUUGAAAUUCCUUGCCCCAAAAUAGUCAAAACCUAUAAUGAGGAAAUGGGAGGGGUUGAUCUUCUGGAUUCGUUGAUUGCCUUAUAUAGAAUCCACAUAAGGUCUCACAAGUACUACCAUAAACUUGUUUUCCACUUUCUUGAUGUCACAAUAGUAAAUUCAUGGCUUCUCUACAGGAGGGAGGCUAGUGCAAUAGGGGUGUCAAAAAAAUCGCAACUUCAGUUGCAGGCAUUCAAGUUGAAGGUGGCAUAUUCUCUCCUACGCCAAAACAAAGACCCCCUGAAAAGACCCGGUGUGGGAAGACCACGCUCCAGCAGUCUUGAGACAGAGCACGAGGAAAAAAAAAAGAGAGGUCAUGCAACAAAACCAAUUCCAAGCGUUGACAUCACAAAAGAUGGAAUUGGCCACUGGCCCAAGAUUGUUGAGACGAAGGAAAGACCUCGUUGCAAGCUACCAAAUUGUAAAGGAAGGCCAAACACAUAUUUAGUGCCCUCUAAGGGGUGUGAUGUUCCCUUGUGGCACACGAUAAUUACAAAUCCUAUCACUGGAUUAAAAGAAAUACAAAUAUUGACACUUUUAUAGAUUUUUAAUUGAUAAUGGAAUAAACCGAAUAAUAAUAAUAAAAAGAAAGGAAUUCAGAAAUACAAAAUAAAUGGUAGCGUAUUCUUCAAUUACAUAAUUCAGAAAUACAAAAUAAAUGAUAGCGUACUCUUCAGUUACAUAAUUCAGAAAUACAAAAUAAAUGGUAGCGUAUUCUUCAAUUACAUAAAAACUACGAUGGAGAUAUUUUCGCGACUACUGAGUUGUGGGGGAGACCAGAGAAUAAAUAAAUAAAUAACAAAUAUAUACCCAAAAAGUACGUAUAGACCUGAGGACAGUCUCACACGGUGAUCUCGAACCAGGUGGUUUCACUAGUCCCGUGGAGAAAACCAACAAAAAAGAACGAAAAAAUGCGAAUAUCUAUCCACUCAGAAAACCGUUUAUCAACAGGAAUAUCUGAGGAGAAUCCGAGAGGGUCUGAGGAGAAUCCGAGAGAGACUGGCUUUGCUUGUGAGGAAAUCGGCGGGAAACUAAGGAUAAAGGUUUCCAAUGGGGAAAUUUAUUAAGAGUUAUAAUUUUGUUUUUAGUGGGGGGGGGCGACUAGGUUGUGAGUUCAGGGAUGAAAAAUAUGAAUAAUUAAGUUACUGUUUACUUUAAAGUUGUUACUUUAAGAAGUUUAAUUCAAUGGACUUUUGAAAUCAAUUGGGGAAUUAGUCAAUGUCUGGUAUCUCUUCCUGGCUUGCGUAGCAACAGGGGUAACAGGACAGCGAAGCAAAGAAGACUUAUUAGAUUCGUCAACCUCAUUGGCACGGCGUAAUUAUCUGGGAUUUGUUUGAGCUGGUUUAAGACCUUACCAUUAUAGAAUUAAUUUUAUCGUAUUAAGGGCUCCCCAUUCUCUGGGAUUAGGUGAAAAAUUCGCCUCUAUAACCUGGCCAAGCAGGAGAAAUUACGUUUAUUCACGGGGUAAAUUUGUUAUAGAAGUGGUCAACACAGUGACGCUGAGAGGGGGGGGGGAAAAGCAAGGACAAAAGGACACUGAGGAGGGGAAGGGGGGGGGGGUUAGUCACAUGGUACUGAGAUUCUGGUCAUCCUCGCACAUUACAUGGGCCUUAGCCUAGGAAAAAAAUAGAAAUAUACAUAAUUAAUUUCCCAGCACUACACGAGCCUUUCAUCCGUUCUAGAAUUUUUCACCUCUUUUUUCUCCUUACCAAAAAAAAAAAUAAAAUAACAC